AUGGACAUCCCGUCGUUCGUGACGUCGAUUCUGACCUCCUUGGCCGUCUUCGUGGUGCUGGUGCUGGUGUUCACGUGGCUGUCGCGGCGGCCGGGGAACGCGACGGUGUACUACCCGAGCUUGCUGCUGCGGGGGCUCGACCCGUGGGAGGGGCGCGGGCGGGGCACGCGCAGCCCGGUGGGCUGGAUCCGCCAGGCGUUCACGGCGUCCGAGCCCGACGUGGUCGCCGCCGGCGGAGUCGACGCCGCCGUCUACCUCGUCUUCCUCUCGUCCAUGUUUGCAAUCCUUGCGUUUGCCGGGAUUGUGUUGCUUCCAGUUCUGUUGCCAAUUGCUGGAACUGAUAAUGCCCUGGAGGAUUCUACCGGCAGAAUGCCGUCCAACGUCACACAUUUCGAAAUAUUGUCAUUGGCCAAUAUUGAAGACCGAAGUAUGAGGCUGUGGGCAUUCAUAUCAGCAGUCUAUUGGGUCUCCUUUGUCACCUAUUUCAUCCUAUGGAGAUCCUACAAGCAUGUUUCGAAUCUGAGAGCAGCUGCAAGAUCAACAUCAGAGGUUAAACCACAGGAGUUUGCCAUGUUGGUGAGAGAUGUUCCCGUUCCACCUCCUGAUCAAACUAUAAAGGACUCGGUGGACUCGUAUUUCCGAGCACUUCAUCCUGACACAUUCUACAAAGCAAUGGUUGUGACAGACAUCACGAAGGUUGAUAAAAUUUUCCAAGAGAUUGAAGGUCACAAACACAAAAUUGCUCAUGCUGAAGCUGUCUAUGCAGAAUCAAAAACAGCAAACAGACCUGAGGGCACGAGGCCUACUCAUAAGACGGGAUUCCGUGGCCUUAUCGGUAAAAAGGUCGACACGAUUGAGUAUUGUAAUGAACAGAUAAAGGAAUUGCUGCCCAAACUGGAGGAUGAACGGAAGAGCGCCCUCAGUGAGAAACAGCAACGGGCUGCCUUUGUCUUCUUCAACAGUAGAGCUGCUGCGGCCUCUGCAUCUCAGACUCUGCAUGCCCAGAUGUUUGAUGAAUGGACUGUUACAGAAGCUCCUGAACCACGUGAGGUAAUAUGGGCCAAUCUUCCAAGGAAAAUAUAUGACAGGCACACCAGACAGACGGUGGUCUAUCUCAUUGUCUUCGUUACCGUGGCCUUCUACAUGAUUCCCAUCACUGCCAUCUCUGCCGUUACAACGCUGGAAAAACUGAGGGAGAAGCUGCCCUUUCUCAAGGUGGUUGUGGACCAGCCGUUUGUUAAGACGGUCUUACAGGCUUACCUGCCGCAGAUCGCGCUUAUUGUUUUCCUCGCCGUGCUGCCAACUCUUCUCGUGUCCCUGUCAAAGUCGGAAGGAAUUCCUUCGCAGAGCCAUGUGGUGAGGGCGGCAUCGGGAAAAUAUUUCUACUUCAUCGUCUUCAACGUCUUCAUUGGCUAUGCAAUUGGCUCCUCGUUGUUCAGCGCUUUGGAAAAAGUUAUCAAGAACCCUACUGGGAUUUUUAUGACGCUUGCCACCAGGCUCCCCGGAACUGCAACUUUCUUCUUCACGUUCGUUGCACUCAGAUGCUUUGUUGGUUAUGGGCUUGAGCUCUCUCGUUUGGUCCCUCUCAUCAUUUUCCACCUGAAAAGGAAGUACCUAUGCAAGACAGAGGACGAGGUGAGAGCGGCAUGGGUUCCAGGAAACCUGAGGUAUAACACCAGGGUUCCCAACGACAUGCUGAUCGUGACAAUUGUGCUGUGCUACUCCGUCAUCACGCCUUUGAUUUUGCCAUUCGGUGUUGCUUACUUUGCUCUGGGUUGGCUUAUAGCAAAAAACCAGGUUUUGAGAGUUUAUGUUCCGAGUUAUGAGAGCAACGGGCGAAUGUGGCCACACAUGCACACAAGGAUCAUUGCAGCUCUCAUGAUCUAUCAGGCUACCAUGAUUGGUAUCAUCAGCCUGAAAAAAUUCUACUAUUCUACAAUCCUCACACCACUCCUGGUGAUAAGCUUAAUCUUCGCCCGCACAUGCCAUGCACGCUUCUAUCCUGCAUUCGCCAAAACCCCUCUCGAGGUGGCAAGUCAGCAGCUGAAAGAGACGCCCAACAUGAGCGCCAUUUACACUGCGUACAUCCCUCCUUGCCUCAAGCCCGAGAAGCUCGAAGAUGUGCAAGUCUUUGAAGACACUCAGUCACGCACCACCUCCAGAGCUCCGUCCUUUUAA
Triticum turgidum subsp. durum (durum wheat) is the source of this 2178-nucleotide messenger RNA. Lineage: Eukaryota; Viridiplantae; Streptophyta; Magnoliopsida; Poales; Poaceae. The record is from the annotation of a GenBank genome assembly.